This is a messenger RNA of Bolinopsis microptera, 1165 nucleotides long. Its product is annotated as 18S rRNA aminocarboxypropyltransferase-like. The coding region runs from base 22 to 966 and encodes 314 amino acids. Lineage: Eukaryota; Metazoa; Ctenophora; Tentaculata; Lobata; Bolinopsidae. Gene Ontology annotation, molecular function: rRNA small subunit aminocarboxypropyltransferase activity. Gene Ontology annotation, biological process: maturation of SSU-rRNA. The record is from RefSeq and is a predicted model, not a curated record. The transcript is spliced from 6 exons.
UAUAUAACAAAUAAUUUGAGCAUGGGACGAAACAACCGGUACAAAGACAAGAGAAAGGCUGCAAGGGACGAGAAAUUCAGCAGGAAUCCCGACGAAGGUAAAAUAGAGCCGAGGUUGAGGACAGAGGAGAGGACAGAGGAAACAAGCUGGGCAGCCUGUUUGGGGAAACUUGCAAUGUGGGACUUUGAGCAGUGCGACCCUAAAAGAUGCACAGGUAGAAAGUUGGCUAGGUUCGGAGUCCUGCAAACACUGAGAGUUAACCAGAGGUUUCCCGGAGUUUGUCUCUCUCCUACUGGAACCCUUGUCGUCAGCCCCGCUGACAGGGAUAUAAUAGCAAAGCAUGGUCUCUGUGUUGUAGACUGCUCCUGGGCUGAAAUAGACAACACCCCCAUAGCCCGCCUCAAGAUCGGGUACCCAAGGCUGUUACCGUAUCUAGUAGCCGCUAACCCUGUGAACUACGGAAAACCGUGGAAGCUGACCUGUGUAGAAGCCCUAGCAGCUGCUUACUACAUAGCGGGGUUUAAGGAACAAGCCGGAGUGGUUCUGGUCAAGUUCAAAUGGGGAGGGAAUUUUCUGGAACUAAACCACGAGAUCCUGGAACGUUACUCCGCAUGCACCACAGCAGCUGAGGUUAUAGAACAACAAAACGAGCACAUGAAAUUCAUAGAACAGGAAUCAAUGGAUAGAAAAUCUCAGGAUAUGACAGAAAUUGACUUUAGUGUAGAAAUGUGUAAUCCCAACCGACAGACUGUCCCGGAAUACAGUGAAUCUUCUGAAGAUUACGAGUCUUCUGAAGAGGAAGAGGAAGAGGAAGAAUCAGAUUCAGAAGAGAGCGCUUCUGAGUCUGAAGAGAGUGUGAAAGUGGGGGAAUCUUCCGUGGAACCAGAUCAGGUGACCGCAGAUCACGUGACAGAAAAGCUAAAUUCAGUGACGUUUUUAGACCAAGAUGAAGUUUAUGAUAUUUAAUUUUACUUUUAGUGGGAAUGAAAUGAUUUGAUUUUUAUAAAAUACGUUUCAAAAUUUUACUGGGUUGACCUAUUUACGAAUAUACGAUGAGAUGGGCUAGAAUUUUGCCCCAACUGUAAAAUACGCGUACGUUGUGAGAUUCUUUUUGAAUUUUUCGAUAAUUGGUUGUUAACAUUAUUAAUUAAUAUUUAUUCUUUCU